Messenger RNA from Camelus dromedarius (Arabian camel), 7335 nucleotides. It is a transcript of the gene SHPRH, whose product is annotated as SNF2 histone linker PHD RING helicase. Bases 371 to 5422 code for a protein of 1683 amino acids. Lineage: Eukaryota; Metazoa; Chordata; Mammalia; Artiodactyla; Camelidae. Gene Ontology annotation, molecular function: ubiquitin protein ligase activity; ATP-dependent chromatin remodeler activity; ATP binding. Gene Ontology annotation, biological process: DNA damage response; protein polyubiquitination; nucleosome assembly. Gene Ontology annotation, cellular component: nucleosome; nucleus. The transcript is spliced from 31 exons. The record is from RefSeq and is a predicted model, not a curated record.
CAGGGGUCAGAGGUCAGGGACGGAAGACGUCUCUGGACGGAGACGGAGAUCCCAGGGAGGGAGGGCUCGGUUGUUCUGGAUCCCGGGAAACUACAGGGCUGAGAGGGAGCAGCAGCGCGAGUUUCCUCGACCCUUCCCCAUCCCAGACCUGCGGGCCUCUGGACCGCCGCGGCUCCCCUGGGACGAAGUGGGGCCGUGGAAAAGAUCUUGGGAAUCAACUUGUCAGUUUCUACAAAAACAGCCUGUUGGGAUUUUGAAUGGGAUUACUUUGACUCUGUAGAUCAAUAUCAAGGAAUUGACAUUUUGGCAUCUUGAGUCUUCCAGCCCACAAACACAGUACACAAGUUCACAUUAACAAGAAAACUUGAAAAUGAGCAGCCGACGGAAACGUGCUCCUCCAGUGAAGAUAGACGAGGAAAAGCAACAGCAGCUUUGCUGGAAUAUGCAUGAGGACAGAAGGAAUGAACCUCUCACCUUGACUGAUGAUGAGCACCCCUGCCCAGGUUUGGACUCCUCCUCUGCUCAUUGCAUCAUCCUAGAUGACGGUAUAAAGGAAGAAGAGGCUCACAGAGAUAAGAAGAGGUGUUCAGAGGCAGUGAGCAUCUCAAAAUCAAUUGAUAAACAAGAGACUGAUGGCAUUUCUUCCCCUUUGUCUAUAAAGCUGAAUAUUGUCAUUUCUCCCUAUCACGUUGAUGAUUCUUGGAAAGCGUUUCUAGGAGAAUUUACUCUUCAACUUCUUGCUGGUCAGAGUUUAAUUGAAAAUUUUUCUGAAAAGAGUUUUACACUGAUGAGUUCAGAGUCAAGCAAUCAGUUCCUGAUGUGUAUUCAUUCAGAAAGUGAAGAUACAGAGAAACAAAAAAGAGGACUCACUGAGCCAAUCCGCAUUUGUGACAAGGGUACUCAAGUGGAAUCAUCCUUUAGUGGUGAAAUGUUAGAAGAUUUGGGGUGGCUGCAGAAGAAGAAAAGAAUAAAACUUUACCAAAAGCCCGAAGGAAAUCACAUUGUCAAGGUUGGAAUUUAUCUUUUGGAAGGUGGCCUAGCGAAACUAGAUUUUCUGAGUGAUGCAAAUUCAAGAAUGAAAAAGUUCAAUCAGCUCAUGAAGAGAGUGAUGGAAAAGUUAUACAAUUUUGUCAUUCCAGAUGUGUUGGAAGAGGAUGAGGAAGAUUCAGAGAGUGAGCCAGAGGGACAGGACAUUGAUGAGCUCUAUCACUUUGUGAAACGAACGCAUCAGCAAGAAACACAGUCCAUCCACGUGGAUGUCCAGCAUCCUGCACUGACUCCUGUGUUGAGACCAUACCAAAGAGAGGCUGUCAAUUGGAUGCUACAACAAGAGCGUUUUAGAAGUACUCCUGCUAAUGAAAAUGCCCUGCACUUUCUAUGGCGAGAAGUUGUUACAUCGGAGGGUUUGAAACUCUACUACAAUCCAUAUACAGGCUGCAUCAUCCGGGAGUACCCAAAUGCUGGGCCACAGUUGCUUGGUGGAAUCUUAGCAGAUGAAAUGGGUCUUGGGAAGACGGUGGAGGUUUUGGCUCUGAUUCUGACGCAUACUCGACAAGAUGUCAAACAAGAUGCUCUCACUCUUCCUGAGGGAAAAGUGGUGAAUUAUUUCAUUCCAUCACAUUAUUCUGGAGAAAAUGUAAAAAACACAGAAACCCAGAAUAUGGAAUUUGAACCAAAAGAAAAAGUUCAGUGCCCCCCUACACGUGUGAUGAUCCUGACAGCUGUGAAAGAAAUGAAUGGGAAAAAAGGAGUUUCCAUUCUUUCCAUCUAUAAGUAUGUCAGUUCUAUAUAUAGAUAUGAUGUACAGCGGAACAGGAGUCUUCUGAAACGGAUGCUGAAAUGUUUGAUUUUUGAAGGUCUUGUGAAACAGAUCAAAGGCCACGGUUUUUCUGGUACUUUUACAUUGGGGAAGAAUUACAAGGAAGAGAAUAUGUAUGAUAAAACAAAAAAGCAGGCAGUGGGGAGUCCAAGGAAAAUUCAGAAAGAAUCCAGAAAAUCAGGGAGCAAGGACACGGAUUCUGAAUACUUGCCCUCAAACACCUCUGAUGAUGAUGAUGAUCCUUACUAUUAUUACUAUAAGACCAGGAGAAGUCGUAAUAAAUUGAGGAAAAAGCCUGUUCCAUCCACAAAGAAGGAAAAAAAUCAGCUUAACAUCAAUCUCAACUCACAAGAUCACUGUCUAGCUACUGGUGACUCUGGAAUUACUGAUGUUACCACACCUGAAUGUAUCUUUGAAGUCAAACAAGAACAUACAGCAAAGGACCAAGUUGAAUCUCUAAAUCCUGCUGGUGGUGACAUGCCACAUUCUAAUACCAUGAGUCCCUAUGACUUAUCUGAUUACCGCUUUGAGUGCAUAUGUGGUGAGCUUGACCAGGUAGACCGUAAGCCUCGCGUUCAGUGCCUGAAAUGCCACUUGUGGCAACAUGCAAAAUGUGUGAAUUAUGAAGAGGAGAAUCUGAAGGUUAAACCUUUCUACUGCCCCCACUGCCUUGUUGCGAUGGAGCCAGUAUCAACAAGAGCAACUCUGAUCAUCUCCCCCAGUUCCAUUUGUCAUCAGUGGGUGGAUGAAAUCAACAGGCAUGUGAGAUCUUCCUCUCUGCGAGUCUUGGUAUAUCAAGGAGUGAAGAAAGAUGGCUUUCUACAGCCUCAUUUUUUGGCAGAACAGGAUAUAGUUAUCAUUACUUAUGAUGUCCUUCGUUCAGAGCUAAACUAUGUAGAUAUCCCACACAGCAAUAGUGAGGAUGGGCGUCGCUUAAGGAACCAGAAGCGCUACAUGGCCAUUCCCAGCCCUCUAGUAGCUGUGGAGUGGUGGAGGAUCUGCCUUGAUGAAGCCCAGAUGGUUGAAUGUCCUGCUGUAAAAGCUGCAGAAAUGGCUCAGCGCUUGAGUGGGAUUAACCGCUGGUGCAUCAGUGGCACUCCAGUACAAAGAGGAUUGGAGGAUCUUUUUGGGUUAGUGGUCUUUCUUGGUAUUGAACCUUACUGUGUCAAACACUGGUGGGUUCGACUUCUCUAUCGUCCUUACUGCAAGAAGAAUCCUCAGCUCCUGUACAGCUUUAUUGCCAAGAUUCUGUGGAGGUCUGCAAAGAAAGAUGUGAUUGACCAAAUCCAGAUACCUCCUCAAACAGAAGAAAUCCACUGGCUCCACUUUUCUCCAGUGGAAAGACAUUUCUAUCACCGUCAGCACGAAGUGUGCUGCCAGGAUGCGGUGGUAAAACUCAGGAAGAUUUCUGACUGGGCUCUGAAGCUCAGCAGCCUGGACAGAAGGACUGUCACCUCCAUCCUGUAUCCAUUGCUAAGGCUCAGGCAGGCCUGCUGCCACCCACAGGCUGUUCGUGGGGAAUUCUUGCCACUCCAGAAAAGCACCAUGACAAUGGAAGAGCUGCUGACAUCUCUGCAGAAGAAAUGUGGAACUGAAUGUGAAGAAGCACAUCGGCAACUAGUUUGUGCUCUCAAUGGCUUAGCAGGCAUCCACAUCAUUAAAGGUGAGUAUGCCUUGGCAGCAGAAUUGUACAGAGAAGUGUUGCGUUCGUCUGAGGAACACAAGGAAAAACUCAAAACCGAUUCACUGCAAAGACUUCAUGCCACCCAUAACUUGAUGGAAUUAUUGAUAGCGAAGCACCCAGGGAUUCCUCCUACCCUGAGAGAUGGCAGACUUGAGGAAGAGGCCAAGCAGCUGCGAGAGCAUUACAUGAGCAAGUGCAAUUCAGAGGUCGCCGAGGCGCAGCACGCCCUGCUGCCGGUGCAGCAGACCAUCCGUGACCUCCACAGAAAGAUUUAUUCUAAUUCUCCUUGGUGGCUCAAUGUGAUCCACAGAGCAAUAGAAUUUGGGAUUGAAGAGGAGCUUAUUCAAAGAGUGCGAAAUGAAAUAACCAGCAACUAUAAGCAACAAACUGGCAAGCUUUCUAUGUCAGAGAAGUUCCAUGACUGCAGAGGUCUUCAGUUCUUACUAACAACACAAAUGGAAGAGCUAAGUAAGUUCCAGAAGCAAGUAAGAGAGGCUGUAAAAAAUCUAGAGGGACCUCCAUCUCGUCAUGUUAUCGAGUCUGCAACAAUCUGCCAUCUCCGACCAACCAGACUUCCUCUCAACUGCUGUGUCUUUUGUAAGGCUGAUGAAUUGUUCACAGAGUAUGAAUCGAAGCUGUUUUCUCACACAGUCAAAGGCCAGACUGCAAUAUUUGAGGAGAUGAUAGAAGAUGAGGAAGGACUGGUGGAUGAUCGGAUACCUACCACCAGCCGGGGUCUGUGGGCAAUAAGUGAGACAGAGCGAUCUAUGAAAGCUCUGCUAUCAUUUGCAAAGUCACAUAGAUUUGAUGUUGAAUUCAUUGAUGAAGGAAGUACUUCAAUGGAUCUCUUUGAAGCCUGGAAGAAAGAAUAUAAGUUGCUUCACGAAUAUUGGAUGGCUCUGAGGAAUCGUGUGUCUGCUGUUGAUGAGCUUGCAAUGGCUACAGAACGACUAAGAGUUCGUGACCCUAGGGAGCCAAAGCCCAAUCCACCAGUUCUUCACAUCAUUGAGCCACAUGAGGUAGAACAAAACCGUAUAAAACUACUGAAUGAUAAAGCUGUUGCUACAUCACAGCUUCAGAAAAAGCUUGGGCAGCUUCUUUACCUAACUAACUUGGAGAAGUCUCAGGACAAAACAUCAGGAGGUGUCAAUCCAGAACCUUGUCCAAUCUGUGCUCGGCAGCUGGGAAAACAGUGGGCAGUACUGACCUGUGGGCACUGUUUCUGUAAUGAGUGCAUUUCAAUUAUUAUCGAACAAUACAGCGUGGGGUCUCAUAGGAGCUCCAUUAAGUGUGCCAUUUGCCGCCAGACCACAUCUCACAAAGAAAUCUCAUAUGUCUUCACUUCAGAGAAAGCCAGCCAGGAAGAGGACAUCCCUGUGAAGGGUAGCCAUUCUACAAAAGUAGAAGCUGUGGUCAGAACUCUGAUGAGAAUCCAGCUUAGAGAUCCCGGGGCUAAAGCGCUUGUUUUCUCAACGUGGCAAGAUGUAUUAGAUAUUAUUUCAAAAGCUCUCACUGACAACAACAUGGAAUUUGCACAGAUCAGUCGUGUUAAGACAUUUCAGGAGAACCUUUCAGCAUUUAAAUAUGAUCCCCAAAUCAAUAUUUUGCUGCUGCCCCUGCACACAGGUUCUAAUGGAUUAACUAUCAUCGAAGCAACUCAUGUUCUCUUGGUGGAGCCCAUAUUGAACCCUGCCCAUGAGCUUCAGGCCAUAGGAAGGGUACACCGGAUUGGACAGACAAAACCCACUAUUGUACACAGAUUCUUAAUUAAAGCGACAAUAGAAGAAAGAAUGCAAGCAAUGCUGAAGACUGCUGAGAGGAGUCACACGAACUCAUCAGCGAAGCAUUCAGAGGCCUCUGUCUUGACCGUGGCGGAUCUGGCUGACCUAUUUACCAAAGAAACUGAAGACCUUGAAUGAAGUACACUUGAUUCAAUCCACAGACUUUAUUGUAUUUUAAAACUUUCAUAGUUUAUAGAAUAAAGUUUAAGUAAAACAAUCCAGUAGAUGUCAGUAAACACUGUUUUCAUUUGAAUGAAUUUAUUUCCUUUUUAGUUGCACAGUGUCCUAGUAAGUACUGAGUCCUUUUCAGUAUUCUGUUUCCAGAAGAUCUAUAAAGAUUUUUAAUUUUACACUUCUAAUAAAAUAUUUAUUUUUGUUCCAAAGAGUAGCUCUAGCUGAGGGAAUUGAGAGGAAAUGUGUACUUUUCUUUUGAUAAGAUUAGUCUUUGAAAGAGUUGGAAUAAGAGAGUAAGUAAACUAGUCUAGUUUUCUAUGACCCAGGAUAUUCAACCAACUUAGAUCUCAUUUUUGGAAGAGCUUUCAGUGUGUUUAGCACGUGAUUCACCAAUAUCUUGUUAGUAAUAUUUUUAAAAGAUAGUGAAUUACAUUAACAUCUAGUUCUUUGAAUAGGUAUAGACUGUAACUCCAUAAAUCAUAACUUUACAGUAAUGCAACUCCUAACAGUAGUUAAUAUUAGGCAAUUAUUUCCUUUCUCUGUAUCUUGCUACUAAAAAUUAAAACAUUGAGCACUUUAAGUAUUUCUAUUAUGUGUUAAGUAUUGUCAGUCUAAGCCGUUAACUUUAGCUUUUUUAAAAGUGUAUUAAUGUUUACUUACCUUAAAAUUAUCUAAAUUGCUUUCUCUAUUUUUAUGUUUUCUUGUGGUUAAGUUUUUAUGUGUUUUGAGAUCGAUGUAUCUGCAAAUAUUGCAAUUUUAUAAUUUUAGUUCUCAUUAUAACAUGGAAAUAUGGCAGGGUUUUUUUUUUUUAUCAUUAUUAUACUGAUGUCUUUGGUUCUUUUCCUUUCCCGUGUUCUUGUGUAACUAGACUUUUAACCACUAAUAUCUGAUUUAUGAUAGUGCUUGUUAUUUCAUUCCACUAAUACUUCCCUCAAGGACUAGUGUUUGAUCUUUGGAACAAGAGAAUGUCAUAUUCACAUAAGCAAAUAACUGCAAGUCAUAAUAACCUAGUGUUUCUUCUUCUGUGAAGAAUUAAUGAACUUUGAAAUUGCUAAAUAAGGAGUAGUUUGUUGUAUCCUAGCCAUUCGAUGUAAUACAAAUGUUUUUGAUUUGUUUUGUUUUCUUUGAGCCUUCAGAGUUUUAAAUGACCCUCAGGAUUCAUUAGCUCCUACUUAGUUACGCAGAAAACCGUAAUAGAAAUAUCCCCUGGAUCACAUUUAUCCAAGAGGCUUUGGUGCUUAGUUAAGGUGCAUUUUCUUAUUCUGGUUUAUAGGGUGACAUAAUUCAGCUGAAGAAAACACACACACAUUUUUGGUGCUUAUUCUUCAGUUGAAAGAAGAUAUGCAUUGAUUAUUUUAUAUGAAAUGAAACAGAACUAUUAUUUUUGUAGCUCUUUACAUAUUAUAAAGAGCUUUCCUAUACAUUUACAUGCUUAAUUUUCCCAACAGUCCUGUGAAGUUGAUAUAAUUAACAUCAUUCCUGUUUUAAAGGUAGAGAACUGAGAUUCAGAAAUACUGAAAAACGUGCCUAUGGCACAUCCAAGUAAACAGUGGAGCCCAGGUCCCCUGGCUCCAAAUCUCAUGUUCUUUCUCUAAAUUGUAUACCUUGCUGAGAUUCAGAAGGCCCAUGGUUGCAGUUUAAUAAUGAACAUAUUUCAGUAUUUCUUUUUGUUUGUUUCCUAAUAUUCCUUUUUGAGGUAAAGUUUUAGGGAAACACUUUGAUAUGCUUCAAUUUUGUAAACAAAAAAAAAGAAGAAGAGAAAAGAAAAGAAAUCCAAAUAUAUCUAUAAAUAUAUCUAUCUGUAUUAGAGAAAAACUGCUGUUAUUUAUUUCUGUAAAAUAUUAUCAAUUAAAUAAAUAUUUUAGUGGAAAUUAAAA